AUACACUCCCAACCAUGCCUCGUUUUAAAAAAGAAGCAUCUCAGUGUUCAUGUUUCCACUGCACAAAGACAAUAUAUGCCAGUUUUAUAUUCUACAUGCAUAUAAAUAAAUCAUUUAAGACUUUAAAUUUCAAAUGAAGCAUAUAUUUCUGAAUCAGCCCCAUGAUGAAGGCGUGUGUGUGUGUGUGUGUGUGUGUGUGUGUGUUUAAAACACUCCUCCUCCUUCUCUCCUCUGUAAUUUGGUGAUGACAUUGCAGUCUGUCCGCUGAAGUCCCACACACACUGGAGCAUUCUGGGAAUCUGCUGGAAAACACUCAGUUUCUCGUCAUGCCAAACUGGGGUGGAGGAAACAAAUGCGGUGCCUGCCGCGGGACGGUGUACCACGCUGAAGAGGUGCAGUGUGACGGGAGGAGUUUUCACAAGUGCUGCUUCCUCUGCAUGGUCUGUAGAAAAGGGUUAGACAGCACCACACUGGCCAUCCAUGACCAGGAAAUCUACUGCAAGUCCUGCUACGGUAAGAAGUACGGCCCGAAAGGAUACGGCUACGGUCAGGGAGCAGGAACGCUCAACAUGGACCGCGGUGAGAGACUGGGCAUCAAACCAGAAGAAACCCAGACUCACCGACCCAGUCCAAACCCAAACCCGUCCAAGCUGGCGCAGAAGUUCGGCGGCUCGGAGAAGUGUGGGCGCUGUGGAGAGUCCGUGUACGCUGCCGAGAAAGUGAUGAGCGCUGGGAAGCCGUGGCAUAAGAACUGCUUUCGCUGUGCCAAAUGUGGAAAGAGUUUGGAGUCCACCACUCAGACGGAGAAAGAUGGAGAAAUCUACUGCAAAGCAUGCUAUGCAAAGAACUUCGGACCUAAAGGAUUUGGAUACGGUCAGGGAGCAGGAGCUCUGGUUCACGCUCAGUGAUAGUCAGGACUUUCUACAUUUCUGUACUGAUAACACACUUAUUUCAAAAGAAGAUGACAAUUAUUUUCAUGACAAUUAAACCCAUUUAGUCUCCAAUUCUCAUUUCUUAAAUGCUGGAAAAAUUUCACAAUCCAAAUUAGAAAAAAUAAAAAUAAAUAAAAAGGUAAUUAUAUACAUACAAUGGCUCAAAGAAAUAAGGUUAAUUUUCUUUAUGCUAUAUAUAUAUAUAUAUAUAUAUAUUUCUAUAAUUUCACCAUUUACACCAGGUGCAGGGUGUUAAUUAUUCAUCGAGGUCCAGUUAUGUUUUGAUUGCAAUUAGGAACAAAUUCUCACUACCAAAUGUAAAUAAUUGAUUUUUUUAAAAUGUUAUUAAAUAAUGUGAUGCAUUCCAUAUAUUAAUUUUAUGUAUUGCUACAUUUUUGUGAAACAAAGCUACUGUAUUACUGUAAUAAGCAUUUAGGAAAAUAUCCCAAUCCUUUUUUAUUUAAAAAAAAUAUUGGAUAAAUUUCUUAAUCCAAAAUAUGUUUUAACCCUUUACAUAGUGUUAAUUGUUUAUAGACUACCAUCAAAUUUUAUAUUUUCAUUAAAAUUAAGCACAUUUCACAAUAAUAAUUCCCAUAACGUAGAACACAUAUUAACUAUAUUAAAUAAUAAUAGAAAUUAAGUAUUUGAUAUACAUUUUAUAAUUAAAAAAAAUGUAAUACAGUAGUGAGAAUUUGGGAAAAUGUCACUAUCACUUAAAUAAUGGUCCUAAAAAAUAAGAUUGAUUUUUCUUUAAGCAAAAUGUUCAUUUUUGAACCCUCUACUUGUGUUAAUAGUUCAAAGGGUGAAUAGUCAUUGUACGAGCAUCUACAUUUAGGAAACAAAAAUGUGCUGAUACUGAAAACUGAUGCACAUGCCUUUCACCUUCAAAUGUUUUAUUAACAAAGCCAUUAAAAUUGAUCCAUGCCCAAUAAGUUACAUCUGAAGCAGAGUAGGGUGACGUCCUGAUCUCAGCUGAGGCACUGGAGAUGAGCAUGUGCUUUUCACAUGGUGGGAAAACAGCCGGCAGAGGAACAACAGAGUGAAUAUAUUCUCUAAAAACAGUGUCACGUGUAUGAAUGAAUGAAUGACCGUCACUGUGCCUAAUCCACAUAUUACAACACAGGGCCCAUCCACCGCGGCUGUUCAUGUCUACUUCUCUGGCAUUUACAGUUUGUACAUCCAGUGGUACAACAAACCCAGCAAUGAAACGUACAAAAGAAUCCCUUUGGGCUGAAUAUUAAUCAAUGAGAACGGGACAUUCAGAUAUAAUACAUCCGCAGAGCUCCGAUUGACCGCAGAGCAUGAGGGACACGAGAGAACGAUACACACAUCGGGGUUAAAAUGUAAAAAACAAACAGAAAAGAAUCCUAAAAAAUAAAAACUGGAUGCAAAUACUUCACAUUCAUUAUUUACAGAAGGGGCGUCUUUCGGAUGAUCACUAUGUCCAGGCUUUACACAUGCAGUGGAGACUUGCAAGGUCAAAGGUCUAUACACAGCAGUGCCAGACGCCACUAAAAGCUACAGUCAUACACUUCGAAAAUAGUCGAUUUUUUCCUUUUUUCACUUUUUGGUAAGAUAAAAAAAAAAAACUUAGGAGCAGCUUCAACUAACACAGACUAAAGUCACUUGACAGGAUAAUGAAUUUAGUUCAUUUAUGUACAGAUGCACAUUCUUUACAUCAGUUCAGAUCAGCUGCUGCUGCCACACCAACAGGAAGAGGAAAUGGAGGAGAGCAAAAGGGGGAGGAGCUUCCUCUUCUUACGUAAACAUGAACAUCCUUCGGCGAUGCCGGGGAAACGAGCUCACUUCUUCAGUAACAAUGAACAAAAAAUAAAAGAUCAGUGCAUUUUUGUAGGCAGACGAAUAAUUUCGCUGCCACACACACACACAC
Molecule: messenger RNA, 2823 nt
Organism: Carassius gibelio (silver crucian carp)
Lineage: Eukaryota; Metazoa; Chordata; Actinopteri; Cypriniformes; Cyprinidae
Product: cysteine and glycine-rich protein 2
Exons: 6
Coding region: 327-908 (193 amino acids)
Biological process (GO): sarcomere organization; muscle tissue development
Cellular component (GO): cytoplasm; nucleus; Z disc
Molecular function (GO): actinin binding; structural constituent of muscle
Source: RefSeq, a predicted model, not a curated record